AUGCGCUCCUACCUAUCCAUCGCCUCCCUAGCCCUCCUCAGCGCUCUCGCCUCCGCCCAAACCGCCUGCAACAACUCCCCCUCUCUCUGCUCCCGCGCCUACAGCAACAUAACGCAUCUCGGCGCACACAACUCCCCCUUCGUCCGCGACGCCUCAACGUCCUUCUCCGUCUCCGGCAACCACUUCUACAAUAGCACCGUCCAGCUCGACGCCGGGGUGCGGCUUCUCAGCGCACAAGUCCACAACCGCAAUGCCAACGGCGGCGGUGCACCUGCCUGGCAUCUGUGCCACUCAUCAUGCGACCUGCUCGACGCCGGACCACUGAGCAGCUGGCUCGGGGAGAUCAAGACAUGGAUGGACGGCCACCCCACCGACGUGGUGACCCUCCUCCUCGUCAACGCCGACGCCGCGACCGCCACCGACCUGCACGCCCAAUUCGCCGCCGCCGGCAUGGCGCAAUACGGCUACGUCCCCGCCGUUCCGGGCCCGACAGGCGAGUGGCCGACCCUCGAAGCCCUCAUCGCAGCCAACACCCGCCUCGUCACUUUCGUCGCCAGCCGCGUCGCCGCAGCGGAGACGGUGGCGCCCUACCUCCUCGACGAGUUCACGCACGUCUUCGAGACGCCCUUCGACAACACGGCCUUCAGCGACUUCUCGUGCCUGCCUGACCGGCCUGCCGCGCUGGCGGGGGAUCCUGCGGCCGCGAUCGCGUCGGGGCGGCUGCCGCUCAUGAACCAUUUCUUGUACGAGACGCAGGCGUUCUUUGAUAUCCCGGCCGUUGACAACGUCACGACGACGAAUGCGGUGGAGGGUGUGGGCAGUUUGGGGGAGCAUGGGACGAGGUGUACGGGGAUUUGGGGACGCGUGCCGAGUUUUGUGCUGGUGGACUUUUUCAAUGUGGGACCGGCGGUUGAGAGCGUGGAUCGGUUGAAUGGGGUUACGAGCGCUGUGGGCAGACGGAAUCUUGGGGAUGAGGUGGUCAUGUCGCGUGGGCAGCAGAAUGCGCAGGGCGCGGCUGCUGGGAGGGCGGGAGCGGCGGCGUGGGUGGUUGUGGUGCUGGCCGCGGUUGUGAGUAUGCUGGUGUGA
Molecule: messenger RNA, 1086 nt
Organism: Coniosporium apollinis CBS 100218
Lineage: Eukaryota; Fungi; Ascomycota; Dothideomycetes
Exons: 1
Coding region: 1-1086 (361 amino acids)
Biological process (GO): lipid metabolic process
Molecular function (GO): phosphoric diester hydrolase activity
Source: RefSeq, a predicted model, not a curated record